This is a messenger RNA of Amaranthus tricolor (Joseph's coat), 1672 nucleotides long. RefSeq names its product serine/arginine-rich splicing factor SR34B-like. Gene Ontology annotation, cellular component: nucleus; cytoplasm; ribonucleoprotein complex. Gene Ontology annotation, molecular function: mRNA binding. The transcript is spliced from 14 exons. The coding region runs from base 334 to 1272 and encodes 312 amino acids. NCBI's taxonomy places the organism in Eukaryota, Viridiplantae, Streptophyta, Magnoliopsida, Caryophyllales, Amaranthaceae. The record is from RefSeq and is a predicted model, not a curated record.
CCAAAUCACCAAAAAAAAAAAAGAAAAAACGUCUAGUGUUUCAACCCCUAAAGUACCGCCGCUGGUGUCCUCUAUUCGUCUAUCCCUAAUUCAUAUCCUUUGUGCCUUCCCCCGCUUAAUUCUUCGUUUCACUUCUUCAAAUUAGGGUUUGUGUUUUUCCCCUUUUGUCGAUUUUUGUUUAUGAAUUUCUGUCUAUGUAUUUUUUUUUUCUCAAACCACACAUAUUCUUCCUUGCGUUUUAACCUAUAACUACAAUUUAGUACUCGUAAUCAAUUAAAUCAAAUACUUAAACUUUUAUUGGGUUUUCAUGGUUUAUUCAGAUCUCUUGGAACUAUGAGUAGCCGCUCUCGAAGGACUCUUUAUGUUGGUAACCUUCCUGGGGAUAUCAGGGAGAGGGAAGUUGAAGAUUUGUUUUACAAGUAUGGACCCAUUGUCCAUAUUGACUUGAAGGUUCCACCAAGACCUCCUGGCUAUGCAUUUGUCGAGUUUCAGGAGGCUCGUGAUGCUCAAGAUGCUAUUGAUGGCCGUGAUGGGUAUGAUUUUGAUGGGCAUCGUCUGCGGGUUGAACUUGCUCAUGGUGGCCGUGGGCACUCAUCGUCAACAGACCGCUAUAGCCGUAACAGUAGCAUACAUCGCGGUAUUUCCAAACACACUGAGUAUCGUGUGAUGAUUACUGGAUUGCCUUCUUCUGCUUCUUGGCAAGACUUAAAGGAUCACAUGCGCAAGGCAGGAGAUGUUUGUUUUUCCCAAGUUUUCCGUGAUGGCGGUGGGACAACAGGGGUUGUAGAUUACACCAACUAUGAUGACAUGAAGAAUGCUAUCAGAAAGCUUGAUGACUCAGAAUUUCGCAAUGCGUUUUCCCGGGCAUAUGUUCGUGUGAAGGAAUAUAAAGGAAGUCGUACUCCCCCGCCUAGGGGUAGGAGCAGAAGCCGUAGUCGUAGCAGGAGCCGUAGUCGAAGCCGUGGUCGUAGUUAUAGCAGGAGCAGAAGCCGAAGCAAGUCUCCGAAGAAGGCGUUACGCCGAUCUCCUGCUAAAUCUCGUUCUCGCUCUGUGUCAUCCCGUUCUCGAUCUAAAUCAAGGUCCCGGUCUUUGUCAAGAUCACGAUCAAGAUCCGGUUCACCAGUGGCAUCUCAUAAGAAAAAUCUGAGCAAAAGCCCCAAGAAGGGUAGCCUCAGUCCACGUCGAAACCGUAGCAGGAGUUUGAGCAAGAGUCCGAAUAGGAACAAAAGCAGGAGCAGGAGCAGGAGCAAGAGCAAAAGCCCGUCCAGGUAAAACUUUGCUGGGUCAUUUGCAUAAAGCUGUUGGUAAUCGUUGUUUGCUGCAAGGUUCCCAGUUUGUAUAAGGAGGUGAACUUCUAAUAGAAAUAUUGGAGGCAUGUGUUUCUCAAAGUAUGACUCUAUUUUUAGCUUAUUAUUGUUAUUUUUGAACUAAACAUGAAUGUUUGCUAUCUUACAUUUAUGUUUGUCGUAAACAUUACUAUUAUCGUUUUAUGCCCGACUAUAUUGGUUAGACAAAAAAUUGUAACCAGAAUGUCUAAAAUUCCUUCUAGUUAACUGAUUACUAUCAUGUGUUUGAUUAAAUUUUUUUAAGGGGUUUGAGUAUAAUGCCUCUUAAAUCAUGUGCAUCUGUGAAGUUGCACAUGACGUUUAUGACCAAUGCUCAAUCGAAAACC